Molecule: messenger RNA, 1515 nt
Organism: Coffea eugenioides
Lineage: Eukaryota; Viridiplantae; Streptophyta; Magnoliopsida; Gentianales; Rubiaceae
Exons: 3
Coding region: 1-1515 (504 amino acids)
Source: RefSeq, a predicted model, not a curated record
AUGUUUACUGUUCCUUGCAACAUUGGAAAUAUUAGGAUUGAGAAAGCAAUGUUAGAUUUGGGUGCUUCCAUAAAUGUUAUGUCUCGUUCUAUUUAUAAUAUGCUGAAUCUCGGGCCUUUAAAAGAGACGGAUAUAAUAAUUCAACUUUUGGAUAGGUCAAAUGCUUAUCCUGAUGGGAUUUUGGAAGACAUAUUGGUUCAAGUAGACAAAUUGGUUUUUCCUGCCGACUUUUAUGUGCUUGAUAUGGAGGAAGAUCAUUCUGCUAACUCACCCCCAAUUCUAUUAGGAAGACCAUUUUUCAGAACUUCUAGAACCAAAAUUGAUGUCUAUUCUGGAACACUGACUAUGGAGUUUGAUGGCGAUAUUAUAAGAUUCAAUAUUUAUGACGCCAUGAAAUAUCCUAAUGAAUCUCAUUCAGUCUUUGUUGUAGAUGUAAUUGACUCUUUGAUGCAUCACACUUUUGAACUAACUGAUGAUGAUGCUUUGAAAGUUGCUCUUACUCGUGGCCUUGAUCGGGAGUAUAUUCAGGAGAUGAGAGGGAAGUUUGACCUUUCCCUUAAUUUUCAAGAAACUAUUUUUAAAUUAAAUUUUCUUAAACCUGUAAGAUAUGAAGUGCCUUAUGUUGAAUUGCCACAGUCACAUUUAAAACUUUUACCAUCUAUUGUGCAUGCCCCGAAGUUGGAUUUGAAGCAAUUAUCCAGUCAUCUAAAAUAUGUAUUCCUCGGGGAAGGAGACAUAUUUCCAGUGAUUAUUUCUUACAAGUUAACCGCUCCAGAAGAAGAAAAACUCAUUAGGGUGCUAAAAGAUCACAAGGAGGCAAUAGGAUGGAUCUUAGCAGAUAUCAAAGGACUAAGUCCAGCCAUUUGCAUGCACAUAAUCUUAUUGCAAGAAGAUGCUAAACCUUCAAGAGAGGCCCAACGUAGGCUAAACCCACCAAUGAUGGAGGUAGUAAAGAAAGAAGUUUUAAAACUUCUUGAUGCAGGAUUUUACCGAUGCUUUAUUAAGGAUUUUUCGAGAAUAUCUCAUCCUCUGUGCCAACUACUUCAAAAGGAUGCAGAUUUUAAUUUUGAUGAAGCCUGUAAAGUUUCUUUUGAUGCACUCAAGGAAUCACUGACAUCAGCACCAGUUGUCCAGCCGCCAAAUUGGAGUCUACCUUUCGAAAUCAUGUGUGAUGCAACGCUUAAGUACUUGCUCACCAAGAAGGAGGCAAAGCCAAGACUCUUACGAUGGAUUCUUCUAGUGCAAGAAUUUGAUUUAGAGAUUCGGGACAAAAAAGAUGUUGAGAAUUUGGUUGCGGAUCACCUCAGUCGAUUUGUCAUAAGUCAGACACCCACAUCUCUACAAGAUAAUUUUCCAGAUGAACAUCUCCUUGCCAUUCAUAAGCAAACUCCAUGGUAUGCAGAUAUAGUUAAUUAUUUGGUUACUAAGACGCUGCCUAAGGAUUUAUCUAAGGCUCAGAAGGAUAAAAUCAAAAGCGAUGCUAAAUAUUAUGUGGGGGAUGAACCAUACUUGUGA